CCAGGAAACAGAAUCACAUGAGUUCAGGGAAAGAGAAACUGAAGUGUAGUUGAGCUGUUGUGUGUCUGCGUCUCUGUGUUCAUGCAGUAAAAUGGCAGAAGCCAGAGUUUUUCAGGAUGAGUUCUUGUGUUCAGUGUGUCUGGAUCUCCUGAAGGAUCCAGUGACCAUUCCCUGUGGACACAGUUACUGUAAGAGCUGUAUUACAGACUGCUGGGAUCAGGAGGAUCAGAAGAGAGUCUACAGCUGCCCUCAGUGCAGACAGACCUUCAGUCCAAGACCUGCUUUAGCUAGAAACACCAUGCUGGCUGAAGUGGUGGAGAAACUGAAGAAGACCAGACUCUCUGCUGACUGUGACCCUGGAGCUGGAGAUGUGCAGUGUGACGUCUGUACUGGAAGAAAAUACAAAGCCGUCAAGUCCUGUCUGGUGUGUCUGGAGUCUUACUGUCAAACUCAUUAUGAGCGUCAUGAGGAGUUUCGCUCAGGAAAACCACACAAAGUGACUGAAGCCACUGGACGACUGCAGGAGAUGAUCUGCCAGAAACAUGAGAAGAUCCUCGAGGUUUUCUGUCGCACUGACCAGAAGUGUAUAUGUGUGCUGUGUACGAUUAUUGAACAUAAAAACCAUGACAUUGUAUCAGCUGCAGACCAGAGGACAGAGAAACAGAAGCAGCUGAAGGAGACGCAGAAGACGCUCCAGCAGAGAAUCCAGCAGAGAGAGAAAGAUCUCCAGCAGCUGAGAGAGACUGUGGAGUCUCAUAAGCGCUCUGCACAGACAGCAGUGGAGGACAGUGAGAGGAUCUUUACUGAGCUCAUCCGCUCCAUAGAGAAGACGCGCUCUGAGCUGAUACGACUGAUCAGAGAUCAGGAAAAGACUGCAGUGAGUCCAGCUGAAGAACGACUGGAGCGACUGGAGCAGGAGAUCAAUGAUCUGAGGAGGAGAGACGCUGAGCUGGAGCAGCUUUCACACACACAGGAUCACAUCCAGUUCCUGCAGAGUUUCCAGUCUCUCUCAGCACCUCCUGAAUCU
Cyprinus carpio (common carp) is the source of this 1027-nucleotide messenger RNA. Its product is annotated as E3 ubiquitin/ISG15 ligase TRIM25-like. Lineage: Eukaryota; Metazoa; Chordata; Actinopteri; Cypriniformes; Cyprinidae. The annotation marks the transcript as partial. The transcript is spliced from 4 exons. The record is from RefSeq and is a predicted model, not a curated record.